AGUGUGUGUCCGGAGGGGAAGUGUGUGUCCGGAGUGUGGCAGUGGUUGGGUGCCGUGACCAUGACCCUGCAGGCUGAUUUUGAUAGGAUCGCAGAAGAUGUGAAGAAGUUGAAAACAAGGCCAAAUGAUGAAGAACUGAAAGAUCUCUAUGGGCUCUACAAACAAUCUGUAGUUGGAGACAUUAAUAUUGAGUGUCCAGGGAUGUUAGAUUUAAAGGGCAAGGCUAAAUGGGAAGCAUGGACCCUCCGAAAAGGGUUGUCGAAGGAAGAGGCCAUGAGUGCGUAUAUUGAGAAAGCCGAAGAGCUGAUAGAAAAAUACGGAAUUUAAAAUUCAGCUAUGAGAAAGUUUUUCUUUUGAAACCUUCAUCAUGGUAUCAUGACCUACCAUCUAGGGAAGAAAUGCACUGUUAACUCUUCACGUGUCCUGAAUGUUUUUGCUGUGAACAUGAAUUGCAGUCUUUAAUUAGCAGUACGCUGACACUUUGUAUGUAAUGAAAUUUUACUUGCCCAAACCAGAUGAUUUUAAAAGUUUUUUUUAAAAUAAAGUAUUGCUCUGAUAAUAUGUGCA
Suricata suricatta (meerkat) is the source of this 567-nucleotide messenger RNA. RefSeq names its product acyl-CoA binding domain containing 7 (gene ACBD7). NCBI's taxonomy places the organism in Eukaryota, Metazoa, Chordata, Mammalia, Carnivora, Herpestidae. The record is from RefSeq and is a predicted model, not a curated record. The coding region runs from base 61 to 327 and encodes 88 amino acids. Gene Ontology annotation, molecular function: fatty-acyl-CoA binding. The transcript is spliced from 4 exons. Gene Ontology annotation, biological process: fatty acid metabolic process.